Arabidopsis thaliana (thale cress) is the source of this 378-nucleotide messenger RNA. RefSeq lists its product as uncharacterized. The transcript has a single exon. Lineage: Eukaryota; Viridiplantae; Streptophyta; Magnoliopsida; Brassicales; Brassicaceae. The record is from RefSeq and is marked reviewed. The coding region runs from base 1 to 378 and encodes 125 amino acids.
AUGGGUGUUGCCAAUCUUCGUGUUAUGCAUUAUGUGCAUAAAGAUAAGGCCUUCGCGUACUGGUCUUGUACAUGUGUCUACGCACCUGAAUCUCGGUAUUGCUCUGAAGAGCACAAAAAGAUGGCCUUAGCAGAACGGGAAUAUGAGCUACCACAUAACUUUGCCAAUGUCCAUUUGCAUACGAAUAUGGAGGAUCUUGUCCUACCAAAGAUUAUAAGCUAUUUGAGAGAUCCUCAACUAGGUAUCAUUGAAAUACCUAAUCUACAAUACAUAGACGACGUUUUUAAUGUCACUCCCACUGAGCAACCAGAUAUGUUCUCUACUAACCUCGACGAAAGAGAAGAAUUCAACAUAUGGUUGUUUAUGAUGAUUUCGUGA